GCUUGAGCUUUGAUCGAUCGAGUUAUGGUCACACCACAUUUCUGCACUCGUCCAUCUAGAGUUCCCUCUCAGCCGGAGAUGAUCGCCGGCUGCCGGGAAAACUCCUCGGGGCUCAGGGCGGGCGGAUUCACGGAUGAGAAGAUGGACAUGUUGUGGGAGGAUUUCAACGACGAUCUGCGGCAGGGGAACCGCGGAAUCGGCGGUUUGGAGUCCCGACGGCUGCCGGAUGUCGUUCCGCCGCCGGAUACGACGGUGAGAGCGUUCAACGGCGGCGGUGUAAACGGGAGUCAUCUGUUCUCCACAUUCCUGGUGAUGAAGCUGUUCAAGAAAUUGCUAGGUUUUAAGAAAUCUGCAGCUGCAUUCAGAAGGCAUCAUCAUGCCUCUUUCCCCUGAUCUUUGACUGAUUUCUAAUACUCCUUCAAAUCACACUCUCGUUUAUAUUUCAUUUCUGUUUGUCAAUUGGCAGCGAUAAUAAUUACGGUUGCCAAUCGACAAACAGGGCUAAGAUGAGAUAGCGCUAAAGAAUAGAUGUCAUUUGGUUCUUCGACAAUCAAAAGAAAAAGUUGUGAAAUAAAAGAGUAUGAAAGUU
This is a messenger RNA of Cuscuta campestris, 589 nucleotides long. The record is from the annotation of a GenBank genome assembly. Lineage: Eukaryota; Viridiplantae; Streptophyta; Magnoliopsida; Solanales; Convolvulaceae.